Molecule: messenger RNA, 153 nt
Organism: Pteronotus mesoamericanus
Lineage: Eukaryota; Metazoa; Chordata; Mammalia; Chiroptera; Mormoopidae
Gene: RPL39L
Product: ribosomal protein L39 like
Biological process (GO): translation
Cellular component (GO): cytosolic large ribosomal subunit; ribosome
Molecular function (GO): structural constituent of ribosome
Source: RefSeq, a predicted model, not a curated record
AUGUCUUCUCACAACACUUUCAAGAUCAAAAGCUUCCUGGCCAAGAAACAGCAGAAUUGGCCCAUUCCCCAAUGGAUUUGGGUGAAAGCUGGCAAUAAAAUAAAAUAUGACUCUAAGAGGAGACAUUGGAAAAGAACCAAAGUGGGUCUAUAA